Messenger RNA from Heteronotia binoei (common prickly gecko), 1981 nucleotides. RefSeq names its product 3-hydroxy-3-methylglutaryl-CoA lyase (gene HMGCL). Gene Ontology annotation, biological process: L-leucine catabolic process; ketone body biosynthetic process. Lineage: Eukaryota; Metazoa; Chordata; Lepidosauria; Squamata; Gekkonidae. The record is from RefSeq and is a predicted model, not a curated record. The coding region runs from base 138 to 1103 and encodes 321 amino acids. Gene Ontology annotation, molecular function: hydroxymethylglutaryl-CoA lyase activity. The transcript has 9 exons.
AGCACCAAUCAGGAAAUCGCGUCCGCGGGAAAAAGGAGUAGGCCCGCCUACCGCACGUCACGUGGGUGAUGUCACGUGACCCAACCAGGCGCUUCCUUGAGUCACGUGACCUGAGUCUCUCCUCCUAGAGGAAGAAGAUGGGCAUGGCGAAGCGGGCGCUCCCGCGUCUGGUGGCCUCGCUGCGGCCGCUCAGCUCAACAGCUGGUACGCUUCCCAAGCACGUUAAAAUCGUUGAGGUUGGUCCAAGGGAUGGCCUGCAGAAUGAAAAGAACAUUGUCCCCACUCAAGUGAAGAUAGACUUCAUUAAUAUGCUGUCAGAAACUGGUCUUUCAGUCAUAGAAGCUACCAGUUUUGUGUCUCCUAAAUGGGUUCCUCAGAUGGCGGACCAUGCUGAAGUCAUGCAAGGAAUUCGCAAGGUUUCAGGCAUCAACUACCCUGUUCUGACCCCCAAUCUCAAAGGCUUUCAAGCAGCGGUGGCAGCAGGAGCCAAAGAGGUGUCAAUCUUUGGAGCGGCCUCGGAGCUCUUCACAAAGAAGAAUAUCAACUGCUCCAUUGACGAAAGCCUGCAGAGAUUUAGUGAUGUGCUGAGUGCAGCGAAAGAGGGCAGCAUCCCAGUCCGAGGAUAUGUCUCCUGCGUCCUUGGCUGUCCUUAUGAAGGAAAGAUUGCUCCCGCUAAAGUAGCAGAAGUAUCGAAGAAAAUGUAUGCCAUGGGGUGCUAUGAGAUUUCCCUGGGUGACACCAUUGGUGUUGGGACACCUGGUAACAUGAAAGAGAUGCUAUCUGUGGUCAUGAAAGAGGUGCCUGUCGGGGCUCUUGCAGUGCAUUGCCAUGAUACUUACGGACAGGCUCUUGCCAAUACGCUAGUGGCACUCCAGAUGGGUGUGAACGUAGUCGAUUCCUCAGUGGCUGGCCUCGGGGGCUGCCCCUAUGCACAAGGAGCAUCCGGGAAUGUGGCAACUGAAGACAUGGUGUAUAUGCUUCAUGGCCUGGGCAUCCAUACAGGUGUGGAACUACCAAAGCUCCUUGAAGCCGGCUCCUUCAUCUGCAAAGCGUUAAACAGGAGGACGAAUUCAAAAGUGGCUCAGGCGUCCUGCAAACUGUGAGAUGGGCUGUGCCUUUACCAGACUUGCUGGGAGCAAAAGGGCAGUGCUGGCCUGACAUCUGCCAUGGAGGCCGGCUUCCCUAGUUUUGUUGAAGCACUCUUUGCCAGCCUUGGGACUAGAUGGCAGGACAGUCAAGGUUUACAGUUAAACUGGUCGGGGAAGCUGUAUGCACUUGAACCUUGCUGGAUCCCUAGGGCCACUUUGAAGAGAACUCUAGUUGCUGCUGGACUCCAAGGAGCAAGCUGGUCACUGCAGAAGCAGUCUUGGUUCUGGCUGUUUCAUUUGCUCCUUCUGAGCCAACUUUGCAGUUUGGGAUAAUUCUACAUGGAAGAAAAAAUCCUCUUGGGAUAAAUUACAGAUCACACCGGUAGUCUUCUCAGUCCCUUCUCCACAGCAUUUCAGCACACACUGACAACAGCAAACUCAUUGAUGGAGCAAAAUCAGUCAAUUACUCUAUUGUGCCACUUGCUGAUUGAUGCAGUCCUAUCGAGUUGCAUUUAAGGUCAUCUAACUCAGAGGGCUGUCCUGCAAAACACCUGCCUUGAUGCACUUUUGCUGCCUGGCCUUUCAGGAAGGUCGGCGUCAUACUGGCAGUUUUCUCCAGCAGAUCAGCAGUUUCCAGGGAGAAUAUUCCAGCCACUUUCACACUUGUGGUACAAACACGUUUGUUUUGAAGAGCUCCAUUGGGCAAGAAAUUAUUCUGUGCAACAUGCGAUCGUGCCUUUUCCAGACAGAAUUACUCCUGUGACCUUACUCAUUGGCAGCCAGUUGAAUGGAAAAGAAAUACUUCUUACUCUUUUUUUUUUAAUAAAAUGUAUUUUGUCUUUGAAUCUAUUUAAGAAUUAUUUAGUUCCCCAAUAAAGGUGGUUUCUGUUUCA